Messenger RNA from Leptidea sinapis, 1850 nucleotides. RefSeq names its product juvenile hormone esterase-like. NCBI's taxonomy places the organism in Eukaryota, Metazoa, Arthropoda, Insecta, Lepidoptera, Pieridae. Bases 17 to 1753 code for a protein of 578 amino acids. The record is from RefSeq and is a predicted model, not a curated record. The transcript is spliced from 11 exons.
GAGGCGCGGCGGCAACAUGUGGCGCUUUCUGUCUCUCGCGUGUGUGAUGCUCGUGUGCUCGGUGGAUGGUCACCGCGACCACGAACACGGUCAUGACCAUGGCCACGACCACCACGGUCAUCACGGUCACGUUUACGGACAUGGCAACGGAGAAGUAGGGGGGCAGCCGGUUGUGACGUCAGAGUCCGGGCAGUUCCGUGGUGGGUACAACGUGACCCGUCGCGGUCGACGGUUCGAGUCCUACCGCGGCAUCCGGUAUGCGGAACCUCCGGUUGGGGAGCUGCGCUUUCAGCCCCCAAAGCUGAUCGUGAAAUACGAGCGGCCGGUGGACGCCAGCGAGGAUGGACCUGCGUGUCCCCUACCCGCUCCACCCACCUACCCUGUUGACGAGGACUGUCUCACCAUCAACGUGUACACGCCACUGAAGAGGGACCGGAAGAAACCUCUCCCGGUGAUUUUCUUCAUCCACCCUGGCGGAUUUUACUCGAUGACGGGCCGCAGCGACCUGGCUGGACCUCAUUAUCUCCUGGACAAAGAUCUGGUGCUGGUCACCAUCAACUAUAGACUUGGCUCUCUUGGGUUCAUGAGCACGGGCGACGCCCUGGCGCCAGGCAACAACGGGUACAAGGACCAGGUGGCGGCUCUCCGCUGGGUGCAGCGGAACAUUGCGGCAUUCGGCGGCGACCCUGGCAGCGUGACGGUGGCUGGCUGCAGCGCUGGCUCCAUCAGCGCCAUGCUGCACAUGAUCUCCCCCAUGUCUAAAGGUCUAUUCCACCGAGCAAUAUCUAUGAGCGGCUCUCCCACGGAGAAGGCCCCCAACCCGCCGCACCAGAGACACUUGGCCGUGCGACAAGCGGAGAUACUCAAUUGUCCCACCAACUCCUCCAAACUCAUCAUCGACUGUCUCAAGACCAAAACUUGGAGGGAGAUGGGAAACUCGCUGUACGGCUUCUAUGAAUUCGGGUUCGACCCCGUCGGCAUCUGGACUGCGGUGGUGGAGCCCGACUUCGGACAGGAGAGGUUCUUGACAAUGGACCCGGCCCAGGCGAUACGAGAAGGCAAAAUGCACGCAGUCCCGCACAUCAUCAGUCAGACCCAGGACGAGUUCUUUUGGAUGGCAUACACAAUACUUCGUAACGAAACACUUCUGAGGCAGAUGAAUGAGGAGUGGGAGCGAGUAGCACCCAUCUCUUUCUUACUACCGAGACACAACUCGGAGACGGCGACCCGGCGGCUUCGCGCGGAGUAUCUCCACGACCAGCCUCUCGCCAACAACGCCAGGAGCGGCCAUGACCUUGGGAGGCUUUACGUCGACUCUGUUGAGAGCUUCCCUGUUCACAGAAUGGCAAAGCUGAUGAGUCUACACUCGCCCCAGCCGGUGUGGUUCUACGAGUGGGGCUACAUCGGUAACCACAGCCACUACGAGGACCCCGACACCAAUAAACCCACUGGCGCGGCCCACCACGACGAGCUCAUCUACCUCUUCACGCUGAGCUACCGGUUCCCGGCCAUCGGUACCGACUCCCUGGACGGCUCGCUGGUAGACCGGAUGACUGCCAUCUGGUACAACUUCGCGAGAUUCAGUGACCCGAACCCGCGCGGUGACACUCCAGAGCUAGAGGGUCUACGGUGGCCCACGAUGACGUCACAGGAGAGGACCUAUCUCCGGAUUGACGACAAGUUCUCCUUGCACAAGAACCUGUUCGACGAAAAAGCCAAGAUAUGGGAAGAGUUGUACCCGAUACAAUAUUAGAUUAUAAUAUCAAAAUAUUUCACAUUAAAUACUUUAAUUAAUAGAGUUUGACGUUUGUAAAUCAUAAUGUAUAUUAAUAAAACUGAAAUGUUAAAAA